CAUAUCAUAGUAAAAAUCAUGGUUUUUGCCGCUGCAACUCUAUAUGACAACAUGAUAUUUUCAAAUAUUAAUAGAAAAUCAAAUUUGUUUUAAUUUCGUGACAAAAAUGUUGAUACAGCAAAUCAAAUGUCACGAUAAUGUAAUAUUUAAUUUUAUGACGACAAAAGUUGGAAGAAUUAUAGCUAACUACAGAAGUUUUAACUUACAAAAACUGGAUAUGCUUAGACAAUAUACAAAUUGUAAUUUAUCUGUAAAACAAAUUCGAUUUGUAUUAUAUCCUUAUAGUAGACUGAUGCACUCUAAUAGAAGAAAUAAGAAUGAAUUACACGAUAAUUAUGCCUAUAAUAAUUAUAUUUUGAAAAUAUUAAAUGAUGAAACAAUUGAUUAUUUUAAAAGGUAUCGGAUCCCUCAAUCGCUUGCAAUUAAAUUGCACUUAUAUCGUGAAAAAUAUGGUUCAUAUAAAUCAUUAAAAGAUAUAUUAAAAGUACAAGAUAUGACAAAAGAGUUAUUAAAUAUAUUUAUACAAUCAAUUAUUAAUGAUAAGCAGUUUAAAAUAAUGCACAGUUUUAAAAAAUCAAUUAUUUUACCUUUGGCAGAUAUCCCACAAGAUCAAAUAUCUACUAUAUUGGGAAUUCAUAUAGGAACAAAUAUUAUUAGUUGGACAUUACUUGAAUCUAAAGAAAAUGUAUUGGACUGGAAUUAUGAAAAUUUUUUACAAAUUCCAAAAAAUGAUGAUACUUUCGAACUAUUUAAUUUGGCUUGGAAAUUAAAGUUUAAAAUUCCUAAGGCUGAUGUUUAUGUAAUGGAUGAAUUGAAUUUCAAUUACAACUUGUCGAAAUCUAUAAAGUAUAUACGAACAUUUUUACAGAAAGAAAAAUUGAAAGCAAUGAUUUUAACUUUCUUAUCAGAAAAAAAUUUAUCAAAGGUUUUUAUGUUGAAAUUAGAAAAUAACGAAACUUCAGCACUCCCAGAGAAUAUUUACCUCCUGAAACAUGAGAAACUUGUGAAACUAUUUGACCUUUAUAUAGUUUUCAGAUACUGGAAAGAACUAAAAAUAAUUAUUGAGUAUGAAAAAUAAAAAGCAGAGCAUUAAAUACGUAUACAAUAAAACACAAAAGAUCCAUAAGUAAAAUAGAAGAUGCUGUGAUAGCAUAUUGGUCAAUAUUUUAUUAUUAUAGUUCCAUAAAUUGAGCAUCUGCAACAUUAUUAUUACUUACAUAGUUCAGAAUCAUGGUGCAAAAAAAUUGUAUAUAUUAAUUAUAUAUAAAAAAUUAUCAGCAUAAAUAUAAAGUUUUAUGUAAAAACAUGUUAAAGAAAAUAAUACUGAUCUAUAAGGAUCUAAUUAAAAAAAUUUCAUUUCAACCUGGAUUACUGUAAACAAUGUGACAGCUAUGCUAUGCUAUCUGAUUAUUAUUUCAUUUUUGUCCAUUCAAUAAUAUUAAUAAUAUAUAUAUU
Messenger RNA from Vespa crabro (European hornet), 1455 nucleotides. RefSeq names its product transcription elongation factor, mitochondrial-like. The record is from RefSeq and is a predicted model, not a curated record. Gene Ontology annotation, molecular function: DNA polymerase processivity factor activity. Gene Ontology annotation, cellular component: mitochondrial nucleoid. NCBI's taxonomy places the organism in Eukaryota, Metazoa, Arthropoda, Insecta, Hymenoptera, Vespidae. The coding region runs from base 107 to 1078 and encodes 323 amino acids. The transcript has 7 exons. Gene Ontology annotation, biological process: mitochondrial transcription; transcription elongation by mitochondrial RNA polymerase.